Molecule: messenger RNA, 1738 nt
Organism: Arabidopsis arenosa
Lineage: Eukaryota; Viridiplantae; Streptophyta; Magnoliopsida; Brassicales; Brassicaceae
Source: the annotation of a GenBank genome assembly
CCUAAUCAUCUUCAAAAUUCUAGGGUUUUCUCUGCGAUCCAAAUCGGAACCGAAACUAAUGAACUCUUCACCGCCGCCGGCGAAUUCCGCCAACGGCGAUACAACCAACAACGUCGUGAACGGUCAAGAUCUGAACUUAAACUUCUUGGAUAAGAUUCGUCUCGCUGCUACACGAAAUGCGAAGGAAGACGAAGGAGAAGAUUUACCGACGGAGCUCAACACGAUCAAUAGCGCCGGCGGGUUUCUUGUGGUUUCUCCGGAUAAGCUUUCCGUGAAGUACACUAAUACGAAUCUACAUGGUCACGAUGUUGGUGUUGUUCAAGCGAAUAAACCUGCUCCGAUCAAGUGUCUUACUUACUACUUUGAGAUUUUUGUUAAAGAUUCUGGGAUUAAAGGUCAAAUUGCUAUUGGUUUUACUAAGGAAAGCUUCAAAAUGCGGAGACAACCUGGAUGGGAAGUGAACAGCUGUGGCUAUCAUGGGGAUGAUGGAUUCCUAUAUCGUGGACAGGGGAAAGGUGAACCUUUUGGUCCAAAGUAUACAAAAGAUGAUACAGUUGGCGGUGGUAUAAACUACGCUUCGCAAGAGUUCUUUUUCACUAAAAACGGAGCUAUUGUUGGGAAAAUCCCUAAGGACAUAAGAGGUCAUAUAUUCCCUACUGUAGCUGUACAUAGCCAAAAUGAGGAGGUAUUAGUCAAUUUUGGGAAGAACAAAUUUGCUUUCGAUAUUAAGGGAUAUGAAGCAUUAGAGAGGAAUAAGCAACAAAUGGCUAUCGAAAAACUAUCCACACCUCCAAACAUUGGUUAUGGGCUUGUAAAGACCUACCUGCUACACUAUGGGUAUGAGGAGACACUCAAUGCUUUCAACCUUGCUACUCAAACUACAGUUCCUCCAAUCCAUAUAGAUCAAGAAAAUGCUAUUGAUGAGGAUGAUUACUCAUAUGCUUUGAAACAGAGAAAGAAUUUUAGACAGCUUGUUAGGAAUGGUGAGAUUGAUACUGCUCUGGCGGAACUCCGAAAUUUACAUCCCCAAAUUGUACAGGACGAUAAAUCUGUAGUUUGCUUCCUCCUUCACUGCCAAAAGUUUAUUGAAUUAGUACGGGUUGGAAAACUUGAAGAAGGUGUGAAGUAUGGCAGACUCGAGUUAGCUAAAUUUGUUGGGUUAACUGGAUUUCAAGAUAUAGUCGAGGGUACCGAUGUCUCCUUCAACAUUAUUCCUUUCUAUUUCAAACAAGAUCUGGACUGCUUUGCUUUACUCGUGUAUGAAAAGCCUGAGGAAUCAUCGGUCGGGUAUUUCCUAGAAGACUCGCAGAGGGAACUAGUGGCUGAUGCGGUGAAUGCAGCAAUACUAUCAACAAAUCCAAAUAAGAAAGAUGUGCAGAGAAGCGGUCACUUGCAAUCCCAUCUAGAGAAACUUCUAAGACAGUUAACCGUGUGCUGUUUGGAAAGGCGGUCACUGAAUGGAGACCAAGGUGAAACAUUCCGGCUUCACCAUGUUCUUAACAACAACAGAUAAAGAAGAUGAAAUUGGCUUAGCCGCGCAUAUAUUUUGAAAACUCUGUUUUUCUAUGGUUGUUAUCAUCAUAAGUGGCUUUUGUUCAUACUUGUGUGAUACUAUGUUGAACUUUCCAUUCUGUAAAGAAGAAAGUUAAAAAAAAAGGGUUCGACGUUAAGACACUGGGACUUCCAUUUUUAUGGUUCUUUAAAGUUUGGAUGAUUCAAAUUAAGAUUUUCAACAUUA